Nematolebias whitei (Rio pearlfish) is the source of this 1289-nucleotide messenger RNA. RefSeq names its product relaxin family peptide receptor 3 (gene rxfp3). Gene Ontology annotation, cellular component: membrane. Gene Ontology annotation, molecular function: G protein-coupled receptor activity. The record is from RefSeq and is a predicted model, not a curated record. Lineage: Eukaryota; Metazoa; Chordata; Actinopteri; Cyprinodontiformes; Rivulidae. The transcript has a single exon. Gene Ontology annotation, biological process: immune response; G protein-coupled receptor signaling pathway. Bases 60 to 1289 code for a protein of 409 amino acids.
CUGAGUCGGAUCAGGACAUGACUUUGCUAAACAUUUUUGGAGGAUAAAAGGCAAAUAAAAUGUCUGGAGAAUUUAUAGACACUAACGAGGAAAGCACCUUUAGGUGGGUCCUCAACUUCAGCUGCGCGUUCAACGCCACCAACUGCUCGCGCCGGGAGUCCCGCAUGUGGGACUUUGGCAGAACGGAUUCCGGGGGAGACGGUGCAGCUGUGGUGAGGAUUACCAUCUCUUUCAUCUACUCCCUGGUCUGCGCGCUGGGUCUGGUCGGGAACCUCCUGGUCUUGUACCUGAUGAAGUCCAAACAGGUGUGGAGGAAAUCCUCCAUCAACAUGUUUGUGACCAGCCUGGCGGUGACGGACUUCCAGUUCGUGCUGACCCUGCCGUUCUGGGCGGUGGAGAACGCGCUGGACUUCACCUGGCCCUUCGGCAAAGCCAUGUGCAAGAUAGUCUCCUACGUGACAGCCAUGAACAUGUACGCCAGCGUGUUUUUCCUCACGGCCAUGAGCGUGGCGAGGUACUGUUCCCUCGCCUCUGCGCUCAAGGGCAUGCGGCGGCGCGCGCACUGCUGUUCGGCGCGCGGCGUCUCCAUCCUCAUCUGGUUCGCCGCGGUCUCCGCCGCCCUGCCGCACGCGGUUUUCUCCACCACCGCCUCUGUGUCCAACGAGGACCUGUGCCUGGUGAAGUUCCCUGACGCCAACGGAACCGCGCAGCUUUGGCACGGCCUCUACCACUCCCAGAAAGUGCUGCUGGGCUUUCUGGUGCCGCUGGGCGUCAUCUCGGCGUGCUACCUGCUGCUGCUCCGCUUCAUCACCUCCAAGAACAUCAACACCUCCAGCGCCAAGCGGCGCGCCAAGGUCACCAAGUCCGUCACCAUCGUGGUGCUGUCCUUUUUCCUCUGCUGGCUGCCCAACCAGGCGCUGACCGCCUGGGGCAUCCUGGUCAAACUCAACGCGGUCCACUUCACCUAUGAGUAUUACACCAUGCAGGUGUACGUGUUCCCCGUGUCCGUGUGCCUGGCGCACUCCAACAGCUGCCUGAACCCCAUCCUCUACUGCCUGAUGCGGCGGGAGUUCAGGAAGGCGCUGAAGAACCUCUUCUGGCGCAUGACCUCCCCCUCAUUGACCACCAUCAGACCGAUCACAGCCACCACCAAGCCGGAGAUGGAAGAGGGCCACGCGCUGAUGGCGAGGGGCGCAGCCCCGGCGCCCGCGGUGCUGUUCUUCCCCCCGGGGGCUGUGAUCUACAACGACCUGCAGCAGAACAGCUCGGAGAUUCCUGGCACGUGUUGA